UGGCCGAUGUCGCCUGUGGCCCUACCCAGCCUGCACACGUUACCCGGCGGAUAUACCAGGAAUUUCUUCAACGCAAUCAAAACACACCACCUGUGCUCAGCACCCCCGACCUAGUGCCAAUCUUACCACUGCCAUUCGACGGCCAAUCUCUGCAGGAUUCGUGUACCUAAUGCCAUGUACCUUCGCUUCGGGCCUUUGUGCGAAAAGAGUCGAAAAUGGUGGCUGUUUUCCGACGUGCCCCAUCUCCCAGACGCCGAGUCCGACUUCAACAUCUGAUUCCCGACUCAAGGCAGUCCAUCUGCCCGGCAAGAUCGCACUCAUGUCCCGAUGCCUU
This is a messenger RNA of Bipolaris maydis ATCC 48331, 334 nucleotides long. The record is from RefSeq and is a predicted model, not a curated record. Lineage: Eukaryota; Fungi; Ascomycota; Dothideomycetes; Pleosporales; Pleosporaceae.